Messenger RNA from Drosophila pseudoobscura, 1055 nucleotides. RefSeq names its product cytochrome b-c1 complex subunit 10-like. The record is from RefSeq and is a predicted model, not a curated record. The coding region runs from base 382 to 597 and encodes 71 amino acids. NCBI's taxonomy places the organism in Eukaryota, Metazoa, Arthropoda, Insecta, Diptera, Drosophilidae. Gene Ontology annotation, cellular component: mitochondrial inner membrane. The transcript has 3 exons. Gene Ontology annotation, biological process: mitochondrial electron transport, ubiquinol to cytochrome c.
GAAAAAAAAAAUAUAAAAAAAAAUAAAAAAUGUUUAGUGCGCGGAAACUAAAAAAAGUUUGGAAUCCAAUUUAAUACAAAUUUAUCUACAAUUAUUUAACUAAUUCAAUAAUUGUUUAGUUGAGUUAAAUAACUACCUAAAUUGUGUUUCGUUUAUUUUAAGUGUCACAUUUGUUGCAGCGGUUACACAAUACACAAUUCGAAUGUUAUUUGAGCGGUUUUUAAAUUAAACAUCAACUGUUUUCAUUUCAUUGUGAUUACAAUACACAAUUCGAAUGUUAUUUGAGCGGUUUUUAAAUUAAACAUCAACUGUUUUCAUUGAACGUUCCGCCACGCCCGCCAUUAGCAAUUUAUUUUCAAGAAAACAUUCAAAAAACAAAAAAUGAGCCUCAAAAAUAAGAUGGUUAGUUUCUACUGCCGCCAUAGGCCCUCAAAAAGCCACAUGGCUAUUGCCACCGCCUUUAUUCCUUCGGCCGGAUAUUUCGGACUGGCUAGCCUGUUGGCUUUGGUUUACUACACCGAUUGGAAGGCAAUUGCCGGUUAUAUUCCACUCUACAACACGAAAUUCCCCAAACCCGAGGGAAAGGAUUCAAAGUAAAAAGGAAUAUUCCACAUUUACUUAUACACAAAAAAAACUGUCAUGGACGACCGUCUUCGUUCGUGACUGGAAACAAAUCAAAUCCAAUCACACACACACACACACACACACACACACACACACAAGCUCACAAAUGUUCAAUUCUACUCAAUACCUAUUCAAAUGUUUAUUUUAACCUUUAAAAAACACAACCGAAUGGCAAAAAAUUUUUUGCCAUCUCCAACGGCAUAACGUCCCGAGCAGGGGAUCUAGCAAUUGCAAUUAAAAUUUCACACACCAAAAUCGACACACACACACACACACACACAAGUUCACAAAUGUUCAAUUCUACUCAAUACCUAAAUGUUUACUUUUACCUUAAAAAAACACAAAACCGAAGAGCACAUUUUUUGCUAUGUAUCUCCAACGCCAUAACAUCCCGAAAUUUCACACACCAAAAUCGACACACACACACACAA